Messenger RNA from Melospiza melodia melodia, 3993 nucleotides. RefSeq lists its product as uncharacterized. The coding region runs from base 10 to 1632 and encodes 540 amino acids. Lineage: Eukaryota; Metazoa; Chordata; Aves; Passeriformes; Passerellidae. The transcript is spliced from 3 exons. The record is from RefSeq and is a predicted model, not a curated record.
CUUCUCCAAAUGGCACUCAGGCUCUCGGGAAGGAUCCAGGAGACUCGGGAGUGCCUGGCAGCUGUGGCAGGCUCUUGGAAUAGUCUGGCCCAGCAAGUGCUUGGAUUUAUCCUGUCAGGUGACUUUCCAAGAGGGAAGCAGGCUUUGGAUGAGACCCUGCUGGGUUUAGCAGGAGCAGUGCAGGUGGCAGGAGGCAUUGCAAGCACAGCCUGCAGUAGGGAAAAUCCAAAUCCCUCUCAUGUCCAGGAGAGCUUUCUGCAGCUCCAAGCCAAGUUUUCCCAUGCUGAGCUGAACACCAAAGGGUUCCUGGAGAAGGCAGUGUCCUUCAGGGAAUCCUGUGGGAUGGAAAAGGCCAUGCUGGAGCUGCACGGUGUCCGGUGGGCCAUUGGCAUGCGUGUCCUGCUGGAUGCCAUGGAUCAGUUCGUGGGCAGGGAUGUCCUGUUCCUGAGGGAGCUGAGCAGAGCCGUGAGGAACAAGGUUGGCCCACGGAGCCUCCUGGCUGCUGUGGCUGAGAAUUCCCUCAGGUUGCAGGAAGCUGCCCGGCUCUCCUUCCUAUCCUGCCCUGGAGACCACGGUGCCAGAGAAAUCCUGGCACUCCGGGAGGAGAUCCAGGUGCUCAUGGAAGCGCUGCUGGAUGUGUCCAACACCCUCCUGCACUCCCCACUGCCUACUGCCAGCCUGGCCACCCGCUUCGAGCUCCUGCAGAGGGAUGUGGCCCUCAGGGCCAAGGCAUUGCUGCUCCACUUGGAAAGGGUCAACAAGAAACAGCUGCAGCUGAUCCAAGAUGUGGUUGGAGCAGCUCUGUCCGACCUCCCCCAAGAAGAGAGGCAGAGGAGCAAAGAAGGCUUUGAGGAGAAGGCAAAUCAGCUCCUGGCUGAUGUCCAGAGGGUCAGAAACACCCUCCAGGGUGCUCUGGGGGCCGGUGCUCAACUUACAUCCCAGCCUGACCUCCUAUCCAUGGCUGACCACCUCCUGCUCCUCACAGCUGACGUGGUGGGAAGCGCCUGGCGGCACUUCCAGAGCCACCAGGACCCUGGAGAUCCCCACCUGGAAGGCAUGGUGUGGUACUGGUCGGCCAAGGCUCACUACCUUGUCACACAGCUCUGGGGUAUCCAUGGAAUUGACAGGGACACCCUGCGGUGCCUCACAGAAUGCCUGCAGCGGGAACGCUCCCCAGGAUCACCCAGCAGCACAGCUGGACUGUCCCCAGCUCCAGAGCCCCCUGAGGCAGCAGGAAUUCAUCCAUGCAGGAGCAGAGGAGUGAGUGGAGCCGUGCAGGAUGUGCGUGAACUGGUAUGGGAGCUCUUUUCCCUGGCAGGGUGUUGGUCAGGGCUGUCCGUCAUUCCUGGUGCUCCCAGCACGGAGCAGGAAUGCUGGCAGGGCCUCUGGAGGUCAGCAGGCCGACCCUGGGCCACUCAGGCAGCUCAGGUUGCUGGCAGCCCUGGAUUCCUGGAUAUCCGAUCAGCCAGGCUCUCCUACAUCCAUCCCAAUCCAUUUCAGAGGCAGAGAGGCUGUAGCUCUCCCUCACCUCCACACAUUCUCUCUGGGAAUACCAGCAACUCCAUUCCCAUGGGUUUCAGGAGCUGGGAAAGGCUUUGGCACAGACCCAGGUCCCUCAGCAAAGUGCUUUAGAAUUCUCAUUGUGCUGGGAAUGAAUUGCAAACUGUCAGCUUGCAGGACACCCCACUCCCAUUUUGAGAUGGCUCCAAGGGCUUUGGAUUUAGGGAGAAGAGCUGGUGGAAGGUGGAGUGGACCCAGAAGGGGGUGGGCAACUCUCCCACCAACUUUACUCACCAAAAUCUCCUUCAGAAACAUCCAGGUGGAGGAGAGCACUCGGCAUCGCUGUGUCCACACAUUCCAGGUCUGGAAUCUGCUCCAUUACUGCCCCAGCAGCACCAGGAUGGCCCUUCCAGCACCUCCCCUGCAAAGCAGGAGAGAGCAAACUGUGACAAGUGGCAGGGUGGCCCCAGCAGGGUGUCCCAGGUGACCCAGGACAUGGCCACGAGGCAGCUCCACAUGGCUCAGUUCCUGCGCAGGAAGGGCCCCAUUGCGGUAAGGCAGCGUUUCACCCCUCUAGUUUUCCCUUAGGAUCAUGGCAACUCCAUCCCAAAUCCCUGUGUCAACCCAGCUCUUGGGACAGUGGCACCAGCUCUAUUUAUGCAAAAUACUCCAAAUUCCUUCCUCCUGGUUGGAUGUGAGCUUGGCACCCUGUCCUUUCCUCAGGAUCUAUCUGAGCCUCCUGGACCUUCCCUGUUCUGCAGGAAAAGCUUUUUUUCCUUCUAUCCCCAAUCCCAUUGAUUUUUAUCCCGUUCCAGAGCAAGGAGCAGUAUGUUGCAUGUGCCAGGCAAAUAGUUUCUGAUGGGCAGGUGGUUGUUAAGUUUGGGAACAUCCUUGCCAAGCACUGCCUGGACCAGAGAUGCUCCAUGGAGCUGCUCCGUGCCACUGAGCACACCCAAUCCAUCAGCAGCCAGCUCGGCAUCGUGGCCAGGGUGAAAGCAGUGACUGGCGAGAGCAGGGCCUCCUCUGAGCUGCUGCUCAGCAACGUGCAGAACCUCAUUCAAGCAGUGCAGCACGUCCUGAGGGCGGCCGAGGCGGCGUGUGUCAAAGGUUUGGGACAACCCACAGCAGACCCUGAAGAAGAAGAAGUUGCUGCUUUCUGCCAGCAAUGGAGGAAAAAUCUGACACAGCACAGAGCCAAGGAGGCUUUGAAUUCCGACCGGGAUGAAUUAGGGCUCCGGAAAACUCGAGGGGCAAAGGCUGAACCCACCCUGAUGUCUCUGGUGCAAGAGCAACCCCCUCAGAGCAGGAAUAUCCCAAAGCAUCCCAGUCCUAGGAAAGGACACACAGUUAUGGACAGACAUCUGUAAAUCCACAGGGGCUGCUUGUCCCAGUGCUGUUGGAAGCAGAGGAAUACUUUGCAGUGUGAAGGAUUCAUGUUGGAGUUUUUCAUUGUGGCAGGAAAAUCUUGGAACAGGCUCCAUGGGGAGGCCAGGAAUCUUCUGGUGAGUGUUUUACCCCCAGGUGGUGAGAUGGGAUGGACGGGGCUCUGGAGAAUCCUGAUGCAGUGGGAGGUGUCAGAGGUAUCCCUGCCCAUGGCAGGGGGUGGAAUGGCAUGAGUUAAGGUCCCUUCCCACCCAAACUAUUCCAGGAUUUUGAGAUCCAGAGGUGCUCAGGCUUUGUGACAUCCUUCAGCCUUUCCUCCUUCACAUAUCCAGGGAUACAGCAGUGGGGAGUGUUUUGUCUCACCUGCUGCCCCUGAGACUGCAGAUUUCUUCCCAAAAUCCCACUCAGCCCCAGGAUUCUCUCCUAUCCAGAGUAAAUAUUCACUUCCCAAGAUCACCCACCUCACAGCUUCCAGAGUAUCCCAGACUGGUGACACUGCUGCUCCUCUAUCCUGGCUCUCCACAUCCAUCCUUCCAGCCUCAGGAUCAUGAGUUGUCUGAUGGAAACUCUGCUCCAUGCUGGAAUCCUGGAGAGGUGGAAGGGAGCCUCCCCUGUGGAAUACACAAUCCAACACCACAGCAGUUCACAGCUGGCUCCAUGGUGGCUGCAGCCCAUUCCAGCCCACCUUGGUGUCCCACCUGCAUCCCAACCACCUUCCCCAGCCCAGGAAUUCCAUUACGUGCAUGGCAGCAAGGAAUCUCCUCCAUAUUCCAAGAAAAAGCAGCAGCAGGCACACUGGAGACUCUGGGAAGCAAUCUGCAAUGGAUAAAGCAGAGGAGGGAAGGAGGGAGGGAGGCAGGAAGGAAACACACUUGGAGACAACAGGCUCUGAGGACUUACAGGCCUUUUUUAUCCAUGUCCUAUUCCCACACUAUUUUUCCCUGCUGGUUUGGUUUUUGAGGAAAAUCUUGACCAGCCACACCAGUGAGUAGAAGAAAUAACAGACUACUAAUAAAGGACUAAUGGGUUACUCCAAAAUAACAACCCAGUUCCAUGUCUAUUCUCUACGUUUGCUACACAAAAAAAAAAAAAAAAAAAAAAAAAAAAUUA